UUUUAAAAGUUUGGCAACUCUGUUUACUUGCAUCAAUCAAGUACGCGUUCUGUAAAUAUUUAUUUGUUUUAUUUAUUGUUUACAUUAAAACAAUGUCAACAAAUAAAUGAGUAUUAGUGUUUAUAGUAUUAUUUUAUUUAUUUUCAAUUAAUUUGUUCAAUAGAAGCUUUCAAUAUGCCAAAUGCAGUGCGUGAUUUGUUGCAAAAUGGUCGAUCGUACGACGAAACAGAUAGAAUACCCAAAAAUAUUUCAAUAACUAAUUUGGAUCUGUUAAUGUACGUAGUGGCUAUUGUUGGACACUUCGUGGACCUCGGCUUGGAUAUAAAUGUGGCUUUAAGAUAUUAUUUGGCGGGAAAAAUUGUGGAGUUUGGUUGGACUUUAGCAUUUAUACUUCUACCUGCUUUUAUCAACACAGCGAUUGCAAUCAGAAUGUAUUCACAAGACAAGCAGCAGAACUCCAUCAGCAAUGAGUUCACCAAGCGCAAGUGGCUGCGGAUCAUCAUCUUGAUGCUGCAAAUGGCUCCCAUACUGAGAUUCACCGAUGCUCUCAUAUACGCGGUCAAGUCUCGGCGGGCGGAGCACAACAAGGACCCGGCCUCCCAGCGGCUCUACUACAGCCUGAUGCUGAAGGAAGACGCUGAUGCGGCACUCAUGCGCAUCUUCGAGUGCUUCCUCGAGGCGGCGCCGCAACUGGUGCUUCAGAUCAGCAUACUGUUCCAGGGACACUGGCAGUUUACCGUACACCAGAUCCUGUCGAUCACAUCAUCGAUGGUGACCAUGGGGUGGUGUUUAGCUGCGUACCAGCGCGCUGUGAGGUUCGCCCAGCAGGACAAGAUGAACGUCACGUGGCUGGGCACCGGCAUGCAGACUAUGUGGCACUAUUUAUUAACCUUAAGCCGCGUGCUGUCAAUAGCAGUGAUCGCCUUCCUCUACCCGUACUGGACGAUCUUAGCCUGCUCCCUCCACAUCCUCGUGAUGUCAUCCUGGAUACAGUUGUACGAACGACCAGUCUUCUGCUCCCAGAACAAAUUGACCGAGAUUGCCUUCUCUUUUGCACUCGGCGCGGUAUAUCUCUUUACAUAUAUAUUGUCUGUGGAAGGCAGAACUAGGUAUAGAUACGCAAUUUAUUACACGAUCUGUGUAACGCAGAAUAUUGUCUGUGCCCUCGUGUGGUUUUUUUACGCGCCCGAACAAAUUAAGGCAACGGCGUACUAUUAUACGGUUUUAGUUUUAUGUAUAACGCCCUAUGUAUUUGGUAUUUUUGUUAUGGUUUUGUACUAUUCGUUCUUCCAUCCGACUUUGAGGAAAGGUGAUAAGGGUAUCACUGUGUCUAUAAAAGUUAACGAUCAAGUGUUAAAUGUUAUUAGUUGACUAGGUUUAGUUUAAUUUUAGUGUGCAUUUUUUUAUCUACUUUUUGAUACUUAUAUAGUAAUUUUUAAUGAAGUUUAAAUGGCAACCCCGCCUAUGUUAUUUUUUUUAAUGGGUGAUAAUGAAAUGGUAAUUCCGCCUGCGCUAACGGUAUACGCUGGUGGGGCACCAGUGAGAAAUGAUAGACGAGAAUGAAAGCAGGUCAGUUAGCCCAUCAUGAAGAAUUCCACGAGAAAUAACCACGAGGUUUCCAGGGGGAACUACGUGGAGGUCGAAUGAUUAGUAACAUUUCUAGCAAUGGGCUGUUAGAACUCAUCGCUAACAAUUCCUUCUCCCCCCCCCCCCCUCGCCUGUGUUUUUGGUAUAUGCUGGCAGGAUACCAGUGAGAGAUAGUAGGUGAGGAUUAAGUCAAAUUAGUUGGCCCAGUUGUGUAUUCUUUAUGAAUUAACCACGAUGGUUUCCAGUGAGACCGCGUAAAGCUAUAUUGGCGAUGGGGCUAGCCACCAUAACUAAUUCCCUCCUUCCUACUUAAAAUUUCCUAUUUAGAACAACUAAUUAAUUUUAUUAAUAAAUAAUACUAGAGUUAAGGUAGGUUUGAUCGAAAUGUUAAUAGUACACUGUGGGUGUACUUUUCUUUUUUUUUUUGAUGGGUGAAAAUGGUAUGGCAACCCCGCCUGCGCUAUCACGAUACGCAAGCGGAGCACCAGUGAAGGGUGAUAGAUGAGAAUGAAAACAGGCCAGUUAGCCCAUCAUGAUGAGUUCAUCAGGAAUUAACCAUGAUAGUUUCCAGAGAGAACCGCGAGGUCGACCUGGUUGGGUAUAUUGCUAGCAAUGGGAUUCUCAACUGUGGGUGUACUAUUAACUACUACACUAACUAUUAACUAACAUCAAGCUGUGGUUAUCUUUAAAAGUAAAAAGAAAUUGUUCUGAUUUAACUACUGUAUGUUUAGAAUAUUAUUAGUUUUACCUUUUACAGGCGUUGUCUAUAUCCCUUUCAGACCUGAACGAUACGGGCGUGAGUUGUAACUUUGAAAAAUUCUAAAACCACGCGCAAUUCAUUUUUACGCACGAAGCUGAAAUAACAUGAUAGUGAGAUUCUAAACCAGCCAAUAAGAAAUCAUUUUAGCGGUUACGUGGUGCAGUAGUCUCGUGCGUGCCGGCAAAAUGGCUUGGCACCAAAACACGAAAAUAUAUUUAAUCUGAAAGAAAAAUAAUCUUGGGUCGGAAAGGGAUAUAUAUUUAUUUAUUCAUUCAUUCAUUAGUACAUGUAUGUGUACAAGACGUAUUUAAUGCUACAAGUAGGGCUGCCAUCCGUCCGGAAUGCCCCGGAUUUGUCCUAUUUUGAAGGGCGUCCGGGGGUUGUCCGGCAGGGGUUUUUGAAGUAUUCGGAUAUAACCCGGACAUUUUUGUUGUCAGGGGAAAUUCAUUUUUGUUAUAGGUAGGUGAUUAAUUAAACUAAAUCUUAGUUACAAAUUCAUCCACAAUAACCCUGUUUUUAUAUAGCAAUGUUUUUAUUUUUGUUACAAAAAAUAUUUGUCCAUAAGUGUCCGGGGGGAAAACCAUAUUUCGCCCAAAUGUCCGGGAUUUUUGCUAAUACUAUACUGUAACUCGUGAAUUAUAAUUAUUUUAGUUCAUUUGCAUCAAACAGUUUUAAAAUUAUUAUAAAAGACACGUGGUACUAUUUUGGCGCCUGUUUAGUUGCUUUAAACGAUGUAGGCAUGCAAAUAUUUACAUUUUAUAAAAAAAAAAUGAUAAAAAAAAUAUUCAGAAUAUAUCAAAAUAAAAAAAAAAACAAAUAUACAUAUCAAAUCAUAUCGUCAGCCACAUUUUAUAGAUUUUCAUUGAUUAAUAUCAUAGAUUAUAUAUUUUUGGGUGUGCUACGGGUUUUUUUUUUUAUAAAAAAACUCUAUAUAUGACCACACCAUGGGUGACCAUAGGGACGAUAUGGAAAACACGCCCUCCCUUCUCACAUACGUGUAUGGUCUUAUCAGUGAAUCUUUGAUACCAAUCAAAGAUACUUCGAUUUCGUUGAGCGACCAAAUCUAUGAAUAUUUUAAUAAGUAUUAACGAGUGAAAACUAUGAUAAUUAGUGGUGCCUUGUCAGCUUUAUUCGAUUUGAUUAUCUAAAUGAAUUCGUAAUGAAAAUAAAUGGCCUGGCAGCCAGUGAUAGGGCACGAAGGUUUUUAUCACCCAAUAAUCGUAUGAAUUAUUCAGUUAUUGUAAACAGUUUAUAAAUAAAUUUAUGUUUGCAAGUUAAUAUCGACCAGUUGUUGUGACGUCUAACAGAACACGUGUAUGAUUUUUUUUUUUUUUCAUUAAUUAACAGAUAGUAUGUUUUGCUGUCUGUGUUUUGUUUGUAGUCAUAUUAAUUUUCAAAUUAUUCAAAUUGAAUAUUUUAUGUAUUUAAUUGUUGAAUUUAAACAUGCUUGCUCUUGCUUUGUAUUCGGGAAUUUGAAAAUAUAAAUGUUGGAUUUUUUUUUGUGUAUAACUGGUACUCAAGCUAUAGCUUUUGUAUUGCUAUGGCACACUCACAAACGAAAGUUGCAUUUGGUUUUGUGUAUUUUUUUGUCAUUUAUGUUAUCUCGGCUUUUUUUUGUGUAUAUAUGUUGUAAUUUGUGUGCUGUAUGUAAUGCAAAUAAAUUAUCUAUCUAUCUAUCUAUAGAAAAAAAUAUAUAAUUGCAUUCAAAUAAUUAUUAUGUUAAUUAUAAAUCUGUUGAAUGAUAACUGUCGUGAGUCAUGUUGUAUUGUACUUAAAUAUGUCAGUUUACUCACAUUUUAAGUUUGGGUAUGCUCAACUAGUUUCGAACUCAAUGGGUGACCUUAUUCAUAAGCGCAGUUCACGAUUGUAAGGACUCCUAUUGGAUUUGAAACUAGUCGGGAAUACACGAAUUUAAAACAUGAGUAAUGUUUAAAAAUAUAUAUAAAUUUACUUUUUAUUACCAUUUUUUAAAUAAAAAAUUUUAAUACGUUUUUAAUAAUAAUAUAAUUAAUAGAUAUUAAAUAAGCCCUGUAAUCCUUGAUGAGGCAUUAAUUAGAGGCUUUUGUCUAUGCCCAUAUUUCGACGAUUAUAUAAUCCAAUGUGGCAGGCAGCAAGCCUACCGCCAUCAUUCCGAUUGAUUUGGUAUAUUAAUGGAUAUUAAUCAGUAUUAAUUUAGUUAAAACUAGAAAUUACCUGAAGUAGUUUUAAGAAUUAAAAUGAGACUGCCAUGUAAUGUUGUGAUAGUGCAAAGUAAUAAUUUGAUAUUACUCAUAAUUUUAUAAUAUUGUACUAUUUUUAGUAAUUAAUUUAAUACAUAAUGAAUCUCAAAGUCAUUGCCAAAAUGUACGUACCCAAGUAGGUAUAACUUACAUUAUUUUUAAUAAAGUCAUUUUUUAUAACAA
Molecule: messenger RNA, 4749 nt
Organism: Galleria mellonella (greater wax moth)
Lineage: Eukaryota; Metazoa; Arthropoda; Insecta; Lepidoptera; Pyralidae
Product: XK-related protein 6
Exons: 5
Coding region: 175-1371 (398 amino acids)
Biological process (GO): apoptotic process involved in development; phosphatidylserine exposure on apoptotic cell surface; engulfment of apoptotic cell
Cellular component (GO): plasma membrane
Source: RefSeq, a predicted model, not a curated record